Molecule: messenger RNA, 2558 nt
Organism: Pelobates fuscus (common spadefoot toad)
Lineage: Eukaryota; Metazoa; Chordata; Amphibia; Anura; Pelobatidae
Product: scinderin-like
Exons: 16
Coding region: 27-2171 (714 amino acids)
Biological process (GO): cell projection assembly; barbed-end actin filament capping; actin polymerization or depolymerization
Cellular component (GO): actin cytoskeleton; cytoplasm
Molecular function (GO): phosphatidylinositol-4,5-bisphosphate binding; actin filament binding
Source: RefSeq, a predicted model, not a curated record
ACAUUUCAAUCUACUGAGAAGAAAUCAUGGUUCUUCAGCACAAAGAAUUUGCAAAAGCUGGACUGAAAGAUGGAACUCAGAUUUGGAGAAUCGAGAAGAUGGACCUAGCACAAGUUCCUAAGGAGCUACAUGGUAGCUUCUAUGUGGGUGAUGCCUACGUAAUACUGAAUACCAUAGAUCGGGUUCUAUACAAACUGUACAAUCUACAUUUCUGGCUUGGUAAUGAAUGUACUCAGGAUGAGAGUACGGCAGCUGUGUUAUACACUGUGCAGAUGGAUGAAUACCUGGGAGGGCGGCCUGUUCAGUACAGAGAGCUGCAAGGACAUGAGUCCAACAUUUUCCUUAGUUAUUUUAAAAAUGGAAUUAAGUAUCAGGCUGGUGGUAUAGCAUCUGGCUUCCAGCAUGUGGUGAUCAAUGACGUCAGUGCAAGAAGACUUCUACACGUUAAAGGAAGACGAGUAGUCCGGGCGAGAGAAGUUCCACUUAGCUGGGCCAGCUUCAACAGUGGGGAUUGCUUUAUCAUUGACGUUGGACCUGAAAUUUAUCAGUGGUGUGGGAGUAAAUGCAACAAGUACGAGCGAGUAAAAGCCUCACAAGUUGCUACUGGAAUUCGUGACAAUGAAAGAAAAGGAAGAGCAAACCUGACAGUUAUAGAAGAAGGAAGUGAACCAAGUGAUCUUAUUAAAAUUUUAGGUACCAAACCUGACCUGCCUGAAGGAGAUGAUGAUACUGACAUUGCUGCUGAUGUAUCUCAUCGAAAAAAAGCAAAACUACACAUGGUAUCAGAUGCCAGUGGGUCUAUGCAAGUAACUCUGGUUUCAGAUAGCAGUCCCUUUUCUAUGUCUAUGCUCCUGACAGAAGAGUGCUUUGUGCUGGACGGUGCUGACCAGAAUAUUUUUGUAUGGAAAGGUAAAAAUGCCAAUGCCAACGAAAAAAAGGAAGCUUUGAAGACCGCAGAAGAUUUUAUAAAGAAAAUGAAUUAUCCAGCUACCACUCAGAUAAUGAUUCUGCCAGAAGGAGGAGAAAAUCCAAUUUUUAAACAGUAUUUCAAAGACUGGAAAGAUAAAGAACAAACUGAAGGAUUUGGAAAAAUAACAACAAAGGGCAGUAUAGCUCAGGUGAAACCAAUUCCAUUUGAUCCAAAAAAGUUACACGAAUCUCCAAAGAUGGCUGCUCAACAUAACAUGUUAGACGAUGGAUCUGGGGAAUGUCAGAUAUGGCGUGUUGAGAGUAAUGGCAGAGUUCCGGUGGAUCCAGAGACGUACGGACAAUUUUAUGGUGGAGACUGUUACAUCAUAUUGUAUUCUUGUGCAAAGGGAAAGUACAUUUAUGUGUGGCAAGGGUCACAUGCAACUAAAGAUGAAGUGACAUUUUCUGCCUUUCUCACAGUUCAGCUGGAUCGCUCUAUGAAGAGUGGAGUUACUCAUAUACGUGUGACCCAGGGAAAGGAACCUCCACAUCUGUUGAGUAUCUUCAAGGACAAGCCACUUAUUAUAUACAAAGAUGGGACAUCAAGGAAGGGAGGUCAGACGCCACCACGACCUGUACGCCUCUUUCAAGUUCGAAAGAAUUUGGGCUCAAUCACAAGAAUAGCUGAGCUUGAAAAUGAUUCAUCGAUGCUAAAUUCCAAUGAUGCAUUUGUUCUGAAAAUGCAAAAUAAUUCUGCCAUCAUAUGGGUUGGAAAAGGUGCAAAUGAAGAUGAAAUAAAAGGAGCGGAUUACCUAGUCAAAGUUCUAAAAUGCAAGCCCACAAAAGUUGCAGAAGGACAGGAAACAGAUAUAUUCUGGUCAACCCUCGGAGGUAAAAAGAAAUAUCAGACUUCACCUUUGUUGGAAACAUCCUUUGAAGAUCAUCCACCAAGGUUGUUUGGUUGCUCAGAUAAAACAGGACGGUUUGUGAUUGAAGAGGUGCCUGGAGAAUUUACUCAAGACGACCUAGCAGAAGAUGAUGUGAUGAUGCUGGAUGCGUGGGAACAGAUAUUUUUAUGGAUUGGAAAAGAUUCAAAUGAACGUGAGAAAAGGGAAUCGUUGAUAGCAGCACAAAAGUAUAUUCAGAGUGAUCCUGCAGGGAGAGAUAAGGGGAUCCCAAUUACUACUGUAAAACAAGGAUAUGAACCUCCAACUUUCACGGGCUGGUUUUUGGCUUGGGAUUCCAAAAGAUGGCAAAUGUAACAUCAAGAAAUACAACGUAAAUCAAAGGGUGUAAAACAAAUAAAGAAUAAAGAUACACUUUAAGUUCAUGGUCAUUCAAAAUAUAGUUUGUAUUGAUGAAAAUAGCAUAAAUGGAGAAAUAUAUAUUGUAUAUUGAUUCAUAACAUAGAAACAUAGAAACAUAGAAUGUGACGGCAGAUAAGAACCAUUCGGCCCAUCUAGUCUGCCCAAUUUUCUAAAUACUUUCAUUAGUCCUGACUCCCUGGCCUUAUCUUAUAGUUAGGAUCGACGUUUCGACCUCUUCAGGUCUUCCUCAAGAUCUUGAGGAAGACCUGAAGAAGUCGAAACGUCGAUCAGACAGAUGUAAACAUUUUUGUUACAUUAAACACCAGUGAUUUUUCUACAAAG